AUGAAGAUGAGCCCUCGAGUCUUUUGGGUAUGCGCCGUGAGCGGUGAGCCGCAGGCCAGCGGUGGGGCCGCUGCGAGCAGCAGCCGUCGCACCGAAGGAGGAGGCACUGCCGACGACGGAGUGGCAGUGGCGCCGGAGGACCGGGGGAAGUGCCCCCAGCUCUACAUUCCCGUGCUGGAGUCCCCGCCGUCGCCAUCGGCGGUGGCGGUGUUCCCGGUGAUGGAGCCGCGCCUCGUAAGGAUGGGGCCGCCUUCGAGCGCCACCGAGGCUCGAGGAGCACCGGCGCCGGCGCCAGCACCCGAGCCAAGCAGGCCAGCGGAGCCGGGGCAGGCAGACGUGGCGAUGGAGGCGGGGACGACAGAAGCGGCGACCGUGUCAGGGCCAGCAGAUGCGGCGGCCGUGAUGGGGCCGGCGGACGCGGCAGCCGAGGCGGGGACGCAGCCAUCACCCGAGCACCUGGCGCCAGUCGAACCUACCCCGGGCGUGCCAAGCCCGGGGUGGAUGAUGGCGUUGCAAGUUUUGGGGUCCCCGACUCCCCCAGAGGAGGCUCGCGGGGAACCCAGCGCCCAACCGGCGCCCGGCCAGCCCACCGACCCCCUCCCAGUCGCGAUCGAGAGCGUCCGGGUGGCGGUCAAGCGGCUGGGCGCGGCGGUGGACGUGGAGCUGGCGCAGCUCGAGGCGGAGCGCGCCAGGCUGGACGCGGAGAGGGCGCGGCUUACGACGGCCUGGCGCUCCUUCGAAGCUCGGCUCGUCGUGGCGCGCACCACCAACGAGGAAGAGCAAAGCGCCAUGGAUGAGUCCCACGUCACCGUCAUGGAGGAAGAAUUUGCAUGUUUCCAGGACCAGAAGUUCAAGGAUCUCGCUUAG
This is a messenger RNA of Phragmites australis (common reed), 867 nucleotides long. RefSeq lists its product as uncharacterized. The coding region runs from base 1 to 867 and encodes 288 amino acids. The record is from RefSeq and is a predicted model, not a curated record. The transcript has 3 exons. NCBI's taxonomy places the organism in Eukaryota, Viridiplantae, Streptophyta, Magnoliopsida, Poales, Poaceae.